Messenger RNA from Lentinula edodes (shiitake mushroom), 1493 nucleotides. RefSeq lists its product as uncharacterized. Gene Ontology annotation, molecular function: protein kinase activity; ATP binding. Gene Ontology annotation, biological process: protein phosphorylation. The transcript is spliced from 2 exons. NCBI's taxonomy places the organism in Eukaryota, Fungi, Basidiomycota, Agaricomycetes, Agaricales, Omphalotaceae. Bases 117 to 1388 code for a protein of 423 amino acids. The record is from RefSeq and is a predicted model, not a curated record.
GCCCGAUUUCACAUCAGAUUUUUUCUCGCAUUCCAUACUUGAACAUUCUCUCACUAUAGUUUUCUUUCCACGUUCAGUCCUUCAAGAAUGAUGAGUGGAAGAAACUUUUCAUUGUCAUGGUCUGCCAGCUCAAGACCCUCCCUCGUACUACGAAAAACGCUGGAUCCAUUCCAACUUUGUACAUAGAUGGCAUCGAAUACCUUCAAGAUCCAGAGUUGUUCUCACAUACGUUCGCACUUGAUACUCAAGACUUGAUCGACGCUAUCUACUCUUUUGUUGGAACCGAUGGGUGUUCACGGAAGGUCGUUAUUGAGUCAAUUCUCCAUCAUGCGGAGGAUGCUGUUGGUUUGUACGCAGUCGUUGCUGAGGUAGAAUGCCUCUGCAUGGAAGCUGACUGUACAUGGAAUGGGGAGAGGAAGAUCGUGAAGAUCAGUUUCAUGGGCACGGAUCGGCAGUCAGAACAAGGACUUAUUGGGGAGGCUAGAUCGAAAGCAGAAUCGACUGGAGAACUCUGGGCACUCAACCAUCUUCCAAAUGCCAUCCACUCACUCAGUCUACUCCCUAACAAAAAGAAAACGUUUCACAGACGUUUGAAGACCUAUCUCAAGGACAAAUAUGAGGAACGAGUGAUGCAUAUCACAGUUUUUGAGAAGCUUCAUCCGCUUUCCGAGCUGGAAGAUCCAAGGGAUUUCGCGCAGGUAUUUUACGACGUUCUACAGAUUCACCAAUGGCUUUAUGAAUGUGCUGGGAUUCUUCAUCGUGAUCUCAGCUCGGGUAACAUCAUGUUCAGACGCAAAGAGGGUAGGAUUUACGGUGUCUUAAAUGAUUUCGACCUUUCUUCUCGCAUUGAAGAUUUGAACAAAUUCCCGACAUUCAAUGUUGUCAACCACACCGGCACUAGGCCGUUUAUGUCGUACGAUUUGCUCAAUUCUAGCUGGAAGAGAGGUCAUCUGUAUCGCCACGAUUUGGAGUCCUUGUUCUACAUCAUCCUUUGUCUUGCAUGCCGCUACCGCAAACCUGGAGUCCCCGCCGACGAACCUAGGCCUUUUUCGAAAUGGUACAGCGGUAGUGACAAAGACAUCUGUGGCGAAAAAUGUGUCUUUCUCUUCAACCCUUACACUGAUUUCCCUAUCCAACCUUACUUUGCAGGGUUUACAUCCUGGCUGUGGCUGCUUUUUGAGGAUUUUUGUGCUGGUUAUAAACAACGACCAAUCUACCAUCGUUCGACUUCAAAGAAAUAUCCAGAAUACUUCUAUGAUAGUGAAGGCCUCCGCUUUGACUGGACAACGUUGAACAAAUGUGUUACCUAUGCUAGAAUGCGGUUGAUAAUGUCCUCAUUCGAAGGGCAAAAGCUCGAGACGCGGUGGAUAGGGAACCAGGAUCAUUGAAAUUUCUUUCUGAUCUACAUGUUUUUCAUUCCAAUGUUACUGUAGUAACUCUAUGGUGUUCAGAUAGGUUGAAACUUUUGACCUGUACUAGAGUGUUCUUCGACC